CAUCCCAUUUCAAUUGUCCAAUCCUAUUCUUUGGGGAAAUCAAAGUUCCUCUUUAGUCUUUCUUCAUCUAUUCCUUUUUUAAAAAAAUAUGUGAUAAACUAAACAAAGUAGCCGAGAAUUCCUUUGGUGGACAGAAAGAAGUUUUGGAUCUGGGGAGCCAAGCAAGGACUGUGCAAGUAAAGUGGUCUUUUCCCUUCCCUGACCAUGGCAUUUUGGCUUUGGCCUCUCUUGGUGUUGCUGAGCACAGAGAUUGCAAUAGCUGAAGAUCUGGGAUUCAAAACUUGUAGACUGCAAGGUCUCAGUGAAAAGGUACUAGAAGUGCUACCUGGAGGUGGCUGGGACAACUUGCGUAAUGUGGAGAUGGGCAAAGUCAUGACCCUCAACUAUUCCCAAUGCCGGACUACUGAAGAUGGUGAGUACCUCAUUCCCAAUGAUGUCUUUUUGGUGCCCCUCAAGAAGAGCACGGUGGAGAUCCACUCUGAAAUUAUUGAAGACUGGCUGUCCUACACCGAUGCAUUUUCCAAAUCCAUCAAUGCUGAGGCUUCCUACCUCACUGUGCUCAAUGGCAGGUUCUCCACUGGUAGCCAAGAAACGAAGACCCACAAUGUCUAUGAUGAGACAGUCACCACAAGAGUGCAGGUACUGCAUCACAUCUACUCUGUGAAAGCUCAACCGUCCUUCACUUUCCACAACGACUUCCGUCAUCAGCUUGUGAGUAUAGGCAACCAGCUGGAGAACAAUCAGAGUCGGAUUGCUGAGUAUAUGGCAGAAAUGCUGGUAUUAAGCUACGGCACACAUGUCCUCACAGGUGUGGAGGCUGGAGCAUCCCUCAUACAAGAAGAUCAGGUGAAAAAGAAGUUUUUGCUGGACAAUGAGGCUAAGAAAGCAAGCAUCACUGCCUCUGCCUCUGUUACUUUUUUCCACAAAGUCAAUGUGGGAAUUGGGACCUCCAUGGAAGGUUUGAGUAAUAUGACUAAGGAGUAUCUGGUAAAUACUGUAAAUUCCAAAUUGGAGAGCUGGGGCAGUGUGCCUUUCUAUCCUGGUAUCACCCUCCAGAAAUGGCAGGAGGGCAUCCCCAAUGGUUUAGUGGCGAUAGGCAAGUCAGGGCUUCCUCUGCCAUUUUUCAUCACCCCUGAUGCUUUACCCGAAUUGCCAGAGCCUACAGUCUAUCGAGUGGCCACUACAGUGGAAAACGCUAUCCGCCUCUACUAUGCAAUCAACACCCAUCCAGGCUGCGUUGAGCCCAGCUCAAAGAACUUCAAUUUCCAGGCCAAUGUGGAUGAUGGCUCGUGCCAAAACCCCAGCACAAAUUAUACCUUUGGUGGAAUCUUUCAGGAGUGCCAUGGGGUUUCGGGCCAGGACUCAGAAGAGCUUUGCCAGUCUUACCGUAUCCAGAACCCUUUGACUGGCAGCUACUCUUGCCCGAAGAACUAUUCGGCUGUCCUGCUGCACGAAGAGCAGCGUACAGCCAACCAGCCAAAGAUGGAGUGUCACCAGCAGUGCCAUUCCUGCUGGCUUGUAUUUAAAUGCUGUAACAAGGUGUGCGGCAUCCGCUACUACCCCAGCACAGUGAAGUUCUUUGCUUAUUGGUGUGCUGCCGCAGGCCCAAUAGCUCAGAGCACAGGAUUUCUCUUUGGAGGACUCUAUAGUACCGGGAAUGAGAACCCAGUGACCAACACCUAUACCUGUCCAGCCUACUUCUUCCCCUUGGUCCUCUUUGACAAUCUGAAGGUGUGCGUCAGCAAUGACUAUGAGAUGGGCUCCCGCUUUGCGGUGCCCUUCGGUGGCUUCUUCAGCUGCCAGUCUGGCAAUCCUCUGGCAGGCUUGCGGGAGGGGCAAAGCCCUGGAAUCCUCCAGGAUUUUUUCUACCAAGAUUCCCCUACUAAGUACCCCAUGAAAUGUCCAAGUGGAUAUAGUCAACAUAAGGCAUAUUUAAGUGAUGGCUGUGAAAUUCUCUAUUGCUUGCAGGCAGGGACACUUUUUGCUCAGCAGUUGGCUCCCAUCAAACUCCCCCCUUUUCUGCGCACACCAUCCCCAAAUGGCAGCCUUUCUGAAACAAUCCUAGUGAGCACCGAAGGUAGCCAAGCCUGGGUCAAAAUACAGCAGAGUGGGAGCUGGAGGUUGGCCAAUGGCACAGAUGGGAAGGCAAUAGCUCUUCUUUUCCAGAGAAAUGACAAUUUGGGAUUAUCAAAUGGGGCCAUUGCUGGGAUUUGCGUGGCAGUGAUUGCAAUCUUGGUUAUCUUUGUUUUUAUCGCAUUCAGAAUUCGGCGCUACAAGAUUAGAGGCUACCAAGAGGUGACAAAUGAGCAUCUAGUCAAUAAUGAUGGAAACUAUGGAACCACAGAAACACUUCCAGAAUUUAGUGCUGCCUGAAACAUAUUUUCAUCUAUACUUUGAAGCUUACUUCCAACUGUGGGAAGUGGGAGAGGCAGAAUAAUAAGGGGGAGUUGUGUAGGGAUGGGGGGAGGAAGCAUUAACUAUGGGUGUAUGUAAAAAUGUUUGAUCAAAAUGAUGCUAACCAGCUUCCAAGCAAAAUAAUUUGCUUUGAAUUGAGUGAAUAUAGGUAAUUGAUAAUUUAUUUACCUGAAUAUAGGUAAAAUAAGCAACCAGAGGGAAAUAAAUGGAAAGAUCUAGGUUUUAUCACGAAUGUCAAAUUAUAUGAAUGAAAGGAAAAUAAUUCAGCUGUAACAAUAUAGCUUUUUGUUUGAGCAACUGUAGUUCUAUAGCUGAAAGAGAAUAGGUUACACUGACAGGACAAGAUAGGAAAGGACUUAAAAGUAAUUUUAGUAGACUGAGACAUAAUUUAGAGCAAGAACAGCUCUUGCUGUAGUGUACUGAGAAUUCAUUUAUAUGUAGGGGGAUUUAUUUUACUUUUAUUGCACUUUGACAGCCAUCACUUGAUACAUUAUUUUAAAAAAGCGGAUAAGCAACAAUACCGAGUAUAAUAAGCAAACUCCUUUGGCAGUCAGUCAAUAAAUCCUUUGUCAAUCCAAUAAAUCCUGUGCUGUUGUUUAGAAAAAGGUCUUUGACCCUUAGGUGAUGAUUUUUUCAUCACUGCCUUAUGAAAUUAGCCCUAAUUGGUAAGAGUGAGAUAAUUGCUUUAAUUCCUGGAAACAUAUGGGUUUAUCAACAUACUGUAUUAUGAAACUCCACUUGUAUUGGAAAAUAGAGAUUAGCCAAAUGUAAGUCAAAUGUAUGUGGUGAUAUUCUGAAAUGCUUUCUUGCUGAAUACUUUGUUUAUUUCCUUUGUUUAUCACAAUAAAUUGAUAUAUUUGGAA
This is a messenger RNA of Crotalus tigris (Tiger rattlesnake), 3278 nucleotides long. RefSeq names its product macrophage-expressed gene 1 protein-like. The transcript is spliced from 2 exons. NCBI's taxonomy places the organism in Eukaryota, Metazoa, Chordata, Lepidosauria, Squamata, Viperidae. The coding region runs from base 205 to 2373 and encodes 722 amino acids. The record is from RefSeq and is a predicted model, not a curated record.